CGCCAUGAUUCUUGUGCAGAUGUUUUCAGAGCUCAGACUGAGGAGAUUGCACGCUAAGCUAACGGCCUGAAGCUCUGCACUUAAACCAGUUUCAAUGCACUCAUCGACGUUGUAGAGAUACAAGAGUCUCCAAGAUAACAUUCAAUCUUGGGUUAUGGCGACCAGUGCCGGGGAUGAUGAGUUUGAUGAAUAUGAUAAGCCUGGUGCUGAAAGGUCAAGAAGACGGAGAGGAGAAGAUGAUGACUUGGAAAGUGAUUUGGAGGAGGGAGACUUACUUGAAGAAGAUUGGCUGUCAUCAAAAAAGAACCCCUCAGAGCUGUCAGAUGAGGAGCUAAAUGAUGACCUGUUACAAAGUGAUGAAGAAGACCAAAAUGCAAGUGGUCAGGGUGACGUUGUGAGUUUAAAUGCCACACUGGGUCUGGGCACGUCUGGGCACCUUCAAGAUGAAGACCCUGACGGAGGUGGAUACACUGAAUACACCUAUGAAGAGACAGAGGGGGGCCAACCGGGUUUCUCUCAGGGUGAGGAGUAUGCGGGAAAUGAGUACCAAGGAGAAGAUGAAGAGGUGGAAUACACAGGAGACCAGAAUUGUGAUGAAUAUCAAGAUGAAGUGCUGGACCUACAGAUCGACGAGCCACUGGAUGAUGAUUUUCAAGUGGAUGAAUACCCGACUGUGUAUAGGGAAGAGCAGACUGACCGACAAGAAGUGCCUGAGGAGGAGGAAACUGAGGAGCAGGACCGCUUUCAGGUUAAAGAAUUAGAGGAGGUGGAGAAUGAAAACGAUCCAGAGGCUGAGCUGGACACUGAUGUAAAAGAGGAGUCCGAUGAGGAGGAGGAAGAUGUUGAAGAAUCCGGCCGCCUGCGAUUUAAGACAGAGCGCAAAGAUGACACAGUGGUCAGACUCUCUGAUGCCACCAGUAAAAGAAGGAACAUCCCAGAUACAUUAGAGCUCUCUGAUGAAGCAAAAGCAGAUCUGUGGGAGUUUGAGGAAAAGGAACGUCAGAGGAAGCAGGGCCGUUUUGGAGGACGAGGGAGAGGAGCAGAUGGAGGGAGGGGAGGAAUGGCGGUUAGAGGUGGGUUCAGGGGAAGGGGAGGACCAGGAGGACGAGGAGUCAGUGGAAGAGGCGAUUUCCCUCUAUUUGGAAUGGGAGGUUUUCGUGGUGUUGGAGGUCGAGGGAGAAUAAAUGAGCAAAGGCCUCCGCUGAUGCAAGUGAACUUGGGAAUGCAGCAGCAACUCAGAAUGACUCCUCCACCUCAGCAUCACCACCAUCAGUCUCGUCUGCCUGGUCCAAGGGGCAGUGGAGGUCCUGGGCUAUUCCCGGAUCCGGGCACCCCAAUUCCUCAGCAGCCGCUGCAGCUGUUGAUGCCACGUCUGGCCCACCAUUCCCCGGGGCCCAAAACACAACAUGACACGCACGUACCACGCUCAUUGAACUCACCGCUGAGGCACUCACAUGCACAUCCCAACCAACACCAGCAGCAUCAACAGCAUCACCCCAAGAACAUUCACAUCAACCCUCACUUCAGAGGACCUUCCUCCUCAUCUGUGCAAGUUCCUUCAAUGCCUCCUGUGCAGAACCAACCGAGGCCUAACAUCGGUCCACAGAGACCCCCGGCUCCUCCUGAUUUCCAGCAACAUCUCCAAGGGAAUUUUGGCCCACCUCAGCGGCCUCUCCCCCACCAGGAGCAAUGGAGAGGACCACCGCCACAUCAUCGGGAUCCAGAGCACUUCUUCCCUGGUGAGCCACGUUUUUCGGGCCAGCACAUGUUUGACCAGCCAGGCCCUGCCCCCCUCAUGAAUAACAGUGUUCUUCCGUUAUCAGGGCAAGGCCCUCCAUCUUUCCCCCCACAAGGGGGACACCGAAGUCCUGGAUUUGGUUCUCUGGUGCUUGGGCAGAACCAAGGGCCUCAGGGAGGAGGUAUUUUCCAGAGAGAGCCCCCUCGGCCGGCUUUGGCCCCGCAGCAUGGAGGCCCCCCUGGUCCCCGUGGCUUUGUGGGUCACAGACAGCCCUUCUCGCCCCAACAGCAGGGACCCCCCUUUAGCCCCCAGCACGUACAGUUUGGUAUGCAGGUACGCCAGAGAGGUCUAAUGCAGCUGCCCCUGCACCAUGAUCUGCCACUAUCCCAUCAAUCCUUGCACCAGCAGCACCAGCAACACAGACAGGACUUGCCCCUCCAGGGUCUACCUCACUCCCAGCCUCCACCCCAACACCAACAGCACCAUCAACACCACCCAAGGGACCAACAUCCCAUGGUGCACCUCUCUCAGCCCCACUUCCGCCAGUUGAAUCAAAGACAGAUGCAGUCACGACCACAGGGCAACCAGCAACGAAACAACCAUGCCAGACCCAAAAUGAUGCCUCCUUCUCCACUGCAGCAGAUUCCCCCUCAACGCAACAGCAACCUCCGUGAGCUGCCCAUCGCCACAAGCAACAAUAACCGCCCGCCAGUGCCUAGUGGGCAAGCAAAGCCUGUUACCAUGGCAACACAGAAUGUUAGACAAGGGCAGGCUGCCCGUGCUGGACCAGCAGGAAGGGGAGGAUCUGUGGCACAAGGGCUGGGAGCUGCCAAAGCAUCAGAGCAGCCCAGUGUGCCUGAGAUGCAGAAAGAGUGUCCAGAGGACCCAGAUGAAGAUGAGGAGACACGUCAGUACAGACUCAAGAUCGAAGAACAGAAGCGCCUGCGAGAAGAGAUCCUCAAGCGCAAAGAGCAGCGCAGACAGAUGCAGGCUGGUAUGCGCAAAAAAGAACUGAUGGAACGGAUAAGUGGCCAGAACCCAAACCAGACUCCACAAACUCAGAACCCCACACAGUACCCUGCAGCCCAACCCCCACAGCCGGUCCCUUCACUGAUCUCUAACGGUACCCCCCAGAACCCUUCGUCAGGUCUUAGUUCCCCUCAUCCAAAUGUGAAGGCCCGGCUGCAGAACACUAAUCCUCAGGCACAGACUUCAGGCUGGUCUGGGCCACAGAAGCAACAGAACGCUGGUCCUGAAGCCAGCCAGCAGGGCCAAUGGCAACCACAGCAGAAGAGGACCAUGACCCCACAAAACACUCAAAGACAAGGUGCUGCUCAGACCAGCCCAUCAGAAGUGCCAGUGGGUCAGCCUCAGCCUGGGGGAAAGAGAACAGUGAUGCAAAGAGCGAGCAGCAUAGAAUCACCACAGGUUCCACAGAAAGUGCGAGUAGUUAAGCUUCUAGGAGAGCAGGCAGAUGCCGGUCCCAACACUGGUCCCCCACAGCAGCAGCAACAACCAAUUGGUCGGCCUGUCCCCCAACAGAGACUUGGUCCCAUCAGGAAAGUUACCAUGGCAGCUGGUGGUGUACAAAAUCAACAACAGGCUGGCCGUGGCAUGGCAAACCAAAUGAACCGGGUGGUAGUUCGGGGUCGAGCACGUGGCCGUGGUGGGGGGCGUGUGAUGCAGCAGAACCCAAGAGCUCAGGAUUGUCAGAGAAGCACCGUCUGCAUUGAAGGUUUAUCCACCACCACAACCAACAAACAGCUCAUGAACCUUCUCAACUCCAUUGGCCCUGUUGAGAUGUUUACAAUGUUGCCGGAGCAGCGGAAGGCCAUUGCCAAGUUUGUGAACCCACAGCAUGCAGUGAGUUUUCAGCACAGCUUUCACAGGCACAUGAUAGAUUUGUCUCACAUCGAUGUUUCCGUUAUUGAUGGCUGAGGAACAAGUCAGUUCAACAGACCAGACGAUGAGAAGUGAGCAAGAAGAGAACGUCUUUUUCUGAAAGACAGACGCACAAUCAGAAGGCUAAAGCUUUGGAAUCUGUGUGGAGAGUGCUGUCGACAAACUCAAGCCACAUGCAUGAAGGAAUCAAAAACAUGCUGGAAAUGGCACAGCAUUGAACUCAUGUCGUGAAUGACUUUGGCAUGAAGUCUCGCACUUGUUUCUGUACUUUCAUUUAUAUGGAGUAAUCAGUAAUGGUCUAAACCAGCAGGUGAAAAGAGACAGAGGUAUGAAACAAGACAUUUUUAUGCCAGUUGAUAAUAGUUGCUCCCAUCCUCUAGCUCUCAACGUAAUUAGAAAAAAUCUUUUGAAUGGCUGUUUUUGGUCAAAUAGGAUUUCCAGAAUGUUUUUUUUUUUUUUUUGUGGAAUUUCCACAGUCAUUGACUUGAACAAAGUUAAGCAGGUGGUUUGGCCUGAUUGAAUAGUAAUGUGUAUGCUGCAGUUGUUUUUGUCACCUGUAGAGGGCAGCAGAUGCCUUCGGUAUGGCGCUCUGUAUG
Sinocyclocheilus anshuiensis is the source of this 4236-nucleotide messenger RNA. Its product is annotated as RNA-binding protein 33. The record is from RefSeq and is a predicted model, not a curated record. Bases 155 to 3676 code for a protein of 1173 amino acids. NCBI's taxonomy places the organism in Eukaryota, Metazoa, Chordata, Actinopteri, Cypriniformes, Cyprinidae. Gene Ontology annotation, molecular function: RNA binding. The transcript has 19 exons.